AUGGUCGCAACCUUUUCGCCGCACCGGGACUCCGGAGGCACGCUACACCUGUCGCACUCGCACUCAGGGAUUCAUCACGUUGAUGCCAGCUCGGCCAUCCGACAAUUACGCCGCUCAUUAUCGCGCUCACCAUCCAAGAGCUCCAACUUCUUUCUCAAUCCACGUACUCAGUCGCCCUCCAAAUCAGCUUACAUUUCUUCACCAUUAUCGCCCUCUCGACGCGCUUCCCAAAACAACUUUGUUUUGUUUCCAUCUCAUCAGUCUCCUCUCGCAGUUCCUUACCCACCAAGCGCUAAAAUCUCUCGACCGGUCAUGCGACGACGCACGUCACCCCGCAGUCCGGCCAAGCGCGCUCUGAGUGUCUCGACUGACGGUGGAAACGCGACUCCCACUCAAUCCAUCUCUUUGCCUCCAGGUGAAGAAAAUGAUUUGACUCUCGAUGAUUUGGUUCCCACCGGUUUGAGCACCACUCCCGAUAGUCCCUGUGCGAACAACACUCCAAUCUUCCAAGGUGAAUCAACUUUUGCGCCACGGUCAACGCUAUCGCGCAUCGAAAAGCGACGCAGUGGUACCUUUGGUUCCUUUGCGACUGGAAGCCCAUUAAAACGCAGCGACGGUAUAAUGAACCUUGACCAAGCCUCGCGGGGUAGUCCUUCUGCAAAGCGGCGCAGCGUGCACAACCCCAACUGUUCAACGGAAUUUAGUAUUUUCGACAACGAGGUUGAGGACGCCACUCCUGAAGGGUCUCCCAUAAACGAGAUUCCAUCAUUCCCGACACCCGUUCAACCUCACAGUCCAUUUGCAACAAUUCCCAAGCGCUCCUCAUCUCUACGACGAUCAACCUUGCAGCAGCGUGGUGAGCGACCCCUCUUUGGGCGACCAAGAAACAUGGACGAGGAAUCAGACACAUCACCUCCUGGUACUCCAUUGACUGUUCGGCCGCGAAUGUCGUUCGACAGCAGCUUGUUUCAGCCUGGCAGUGAGAACAUUUUCUCUCCCAAGCCGCCAGCUAGUCCUCUCUUCUCAAACUCUCCCGCUAACCCUCCUCCUGCCAUCACAACCACACAACCUUCUCGGGCCGCUGCUCAUCCCCUCUCUCGCACUAUCACACAAUCCUCUUCCGGGUCAAGUCUCGAUGAUUCGCCCACUCAUGAACCAGUUCACAAGCCCGAGGGGCGACGGACCAUCUUCAAUUUCUCCAAGUCUCUACCCGCUGGGGCUACUCGUCCUGCUGUUGUGCGUCGUCUCACGCGAGAGGACUCGGGAGAAUUCGCUACACCGGACAACUACAAACUUGUCAAGCCUCUACCAGCGGCAUUCAUGUCAACUGGCCUUAUUUCCAAGAAGAACCGCAAUGCGGAGGAGGCUGGCCCAGCCUUCAACAAGAACAUGCCUGAUACGCCCUGCAAGCGACCUGUCAACCUGUUCACUGCCGGUCCCAACCCGACUGACCGACUAUUUGAUAAAUCACGGCUGGUGCAGCAGUCAGAUGCGCCUUCCGCCUCUCCUUUCAACCCACCCACUACCUCGCGCCCCAAGCCAAGUCCCUUCGCUCGUGGAAUGGGCAUCUUUGGUAGCAGCUUCAAUCGCCCUGAGGUCUCCCGCCGUGGAAGUUUUGCCAGCAUCGAUGGUGAUGAAUUAAACCUGGCUCAAUCACCAUCAUCCCGACAGGACAGCCAGCCUCUGAAUGACGACUUCCCCCCUACUCCCACCAAGCAACCUUUCCUCCCAUCUCGCACCUAUCCUCCAUCCACUGGUUCCAUCCCCUCUUUGGAACGGCUGUCAGACACAGCUACUCCUCUUCACGAAAGGCUGUUGCAGGCUUCGCCUCAUACCCCUCGUGACCAGUACUUCCCUCCCGAUCCUAGUGGUUUAUCUAUCUCCGUACCCAAUGACCAGCAGUCUGUGCGCGCAGAUCACGAGCUUCCAGCUACUCCGACCGGACCUCGAGAUUCUUGGGCAUCUUUCAGACGGCCCAGUUUGCAAAUCAGUGGCUACCAUGCUCCCGAUGUGGAUCCCACUCUGACAUCCCGCUUCGACAAUGUUGAGCUUAUUGGAACCGGCGAGUUCUCACAGGUAUUCCGCGUCGCCCAACCGCAUGACGCAUCUUUCCCUUCUGUCUUCUCUCUGCCUUCCAGUGAGCCAAAGUCACCAGGUUCUCUGCCACAUCAAGUCUGGGCUGUGAAGAAAAGCAAGCAACCCUACCUUGGAUUGAAGGAUCGUGAACGUCGCAUUCGCGAGGUUGACAUUCUCAAAACUUUGACAAAUUGCGACCACGUUGUUUCCUUCAUGGAUAGCUGGGAGAACAUGGGUCACCUUUACAUUCAAACUGAAUUUUGUGAAGAGGGCAGCUUGGAUGGUUUCUUGGCCCAAGCCGGCCUCAAGGCCCGACUUGAUGACUUCCGUAUUUGGAAGAUCCUGCUCGAGAUGUCAUUGGGUCUAAAGGAAAUUCACGAUGAGGGCUUCAUCCACCUUGACCUCAAACCUGCCAACAUUCUGGUCACCUUUGAAGGAACCUUAAAGAUUGGUGACUUCGGUAUGGCAGCCCGCUGGCCGGCGGAGGAUGGCAUUGAAGGUGAAGGUGAUCGCGAGUAUAUCGGGCCGGAGAUUCUCAGGGGCCAAUUUGACAAGCCGGCGGACAUUUUCUCCCUUGGUCUGAUCAUUUUUGAAAUUGCGGGCAACGUUGAGCUUCCUGACAAUGGAUUAUCUUGGCAAAAGCUUCGCAAUGGGGAUAUGAGCGAUGUACCAAGCCUCACCUUCAGUUACGAUAGCAAAAUCUCUCGUGAUGCUACUGGAAACCCUAUCGCCAAGGAGUCAUCUUUUGAAGAACUCUGCACCUCCGACUUGGGUGACGAUUUUGGCGAUGAUUUCCUGACUAGCCGUCAGCUGAGCACCCCCAAGCCUCAGUCUGUCGCACGCAGCGGAGAGCUCACCGAUCCACCUGCCUUCAUGGUCGACCCAUACCACCCACAGUCGCUGGACGAAAUUGUCCGGUGGAUGAUUUCUCCCGAACCUCAACAUCGGCCCACCGCCGACCAAAUAUUGGAAACUUACGGAGUCCAAUUUAUCAAUCAACGACGCCGCGCUGGCGCCACCGUCUUCGAGGGUAACUGGGGCCCCGCUGACGAGAUCUUGGCCGAAGAUGCCGAAAUGAUCGACGUGUAA
This is a messenger RNA of Penicillium soppii, 3165 nucleotides long. Its product is annotated as tyrosine protein kinase SWE1. Gene Ontology annotation, molecular function: ATP binding; protein kinase activity. The coding region runs from base 1 to 3165 and encodes 1054 amino acids. Gene Ontology annotation, biological process: protein phosphorylation. The record is from RefSeq and is a predicted model, not a curated record. NCBI's taxonomy places the organism in Eukaryota, Fungi, Ascomycota, Eurotiomycetes, Eurotiales, Aspergillaceae. The transcript has a single exon.